This is a messenger RNA of Clarias gariepinus (North African catfish), 3753 nucleotides long. It is a transcript of the gene tbc1d13, whose product is annotated as TBC1 domain family, member 13. NCBI's taxonomy places the organism in Eukaryota, Metazoa, Chordata, Actinopteri, Siluriformes, Clariidae. Gene Ontology annotation, molecular function: GTPase activator activity. The coding region runs from base 61 to 1263 and encodes 400 amino acids. The transcript is spliced from 12 exons. Gene Ontology annotation, biological process: intracellular protein transport; activation of GTPase activity. The record is from RefSeq and is a predicted model, not a curated record.
UUUUCCAGCGACACCUCCCUCCCUUCGCUGCUCCACACACAGUUGUGUUUUCGGUCAAACAUGUCGAGUUCCUACAGAAACAGGAUUCAGGAGUUUAAGACGGCGCUGAGCGAGGAGAAGAUCGACCUCAAGGCACUACGCGAGCUCUGCUUCGGCGGAAUUCCUUUCGAGGGCGGGAUCCGAUCCCUCUGCUGGAAGAUCUUGUUGAACUACCUGCCCCUGGACCAGGCACUAUGGGACUCGUUCCUGAAAAAACAGAGGGAGAUUUAUUCCCAGUUCCUGAAGGAGAUGAUCAUCCAGCCGGGAAUCGCUAAAGCUAAUCUGGGCGUCUCCAGAGAGGACGUGACCAUGGAGGACCACCCUCUGAACCCGGAUCCCGAGAGCCGAUGGAACAAUUACUUUAAGGAUAACGAGGUUCUGUUACAGAUCGAUAAGGACGUCAGGCGUUUAUAUCCCGACAUGGCGUUCUUCCAGAGACCCACCGAGUUUCCCUGCCAGCUGAUCCUCGACUCGCAGAACGAGUACGAAACCCUGCGCAGACGUGUGGAGCAAACCACGCUCAAAGCUCAGACCGUCAACCGCAACCGCAGCGGAGUGACCAACGUGAGCUCCCCGGGCAAGGCGCUGAACCUGUACCCGUCCAACGAGUACGAGGUUUUGCCGAACGGCUGCGAGGCGCACUGGGAGGUGGUGGAGCGAAUCCUGUUCAUCUACGCCAAGCUGAACCCGGGCAUCGCCUACGUACAGGGCAUGAACGAGAUCGUCGGGCCGAUUUACUACACCUUCGCCAUCGACCCCAACCCAGAGUGGAAAGAGCACGCGGAGGCCGACACGUUCUUCUGUUUCACCAACCUGAUGUCGGAGAACCGCGAUAACUUCAUCAAGAGCCUGGACGACUCGCAGUGCGGCAUCACGUACAAGAUGGAGAGCGUCUUCUCCAUGCUGAAGGAGAAAGAUCUGGAGCUCUACAUGAAGCUGCAGGAGCAGAACAUCAAGCCGCAGUACUUCACCUUCCGCUGGCUCACUCUGCUGCUCUCUCAGGAGUUCCUGCUGCCGGACGUGAUCCGGAUUUGGGACUCUCUUUUCUCUGAUCAGGAUCGCUUCCACUUCCUCAUACUCGUCUGCUGCGCCAUGCUCACUUUAAUCCGUGAUCAGUUGUUGGAGGGAGACUUUACAACAAAUAUGAGAUUACUCCAGGAUUACCCCAUUUCAGACGUACACACCAUCCUCACCAAGGCUAAGGAGCUGCAGGACGGCUCGUAGCUCAGACACACGCACACAUACUUCUCGUUACAGAGAAACCACGGCGACCAGUAACCAUGACGACAAACGGAGCAGUGCCCCAGUGCAUCCUGGGACGGGAUGUCAUCUUUCUGCCAUUGCAUUAUGGGAAAUUACGGGAGAAAACCUUACGCCUCGGCUCGUGGGUCACGCCUCCCGUGAUCAUCAGACUGUGUGUGUGUGUGUGUGUGUGUGUGUGUGUGGAGCCUUUGAUUGCACUGAACAUUUGAAAAGGAUACUCAGUAUCUAGGACACUCUCCAAAUUUACAAUCCACGUGAAGGUUUCUCAGUGUUUCUUUUUCUUCUAUUUUUUAUUUUUACUUUAUAUGAAACGUCAACUUUUUUCCUUUUUCUUCUUUUUUUAAUAAGGGAUGUGUUGUUGGGGAAACGGGAGGGAGAGGUUUAGCAGCAGUGCACACCAUGAACAAACAUUACUUCUACACUAAGCAUGAUUAUUGAGCUAAAAACAAACUUAACAACGAAACAAGCCAACCAAACACUUCCAUCGACACUCCAGUACUAUAAUCUAACGUUGAUACGCUGUGAGGCAAUAACCACGCUCUCAGUAACGAGUUCUGCGCUCUGAUUGGUCGGAAGGUGCUGAUUAGUUCCCUGUAACAGCAACUCUGACAGCUCGUCCUGAUGCGCCAUGGUUUCCAUAGUAACAGCUCAUACAGAGGGACGAUAAUCCACGCAAUAAGACCCGUCCUGUAAGAGGUCGUUAGUGUGAUGUAACGUUUUAUUGAAGGAGUCUCCAGUGUCGGGGGUUAAACUGUAACUUAAUUGUGCUAUUGGGAAAUAAUCAGCGUAACUCCGCAUCAUCACACCAACACCACGUUGUGUUUUGUUCUGUACAUAGACCUGUGUGUGUGUGUGUGUGUGUGGGGACAUAGAGCUGACACUAUGUAAAUCUCUGUCUCUUAUUGUAUGUUUUAAAUCAUAUUUCAUGUUCUCUCUCCAUUCCAAGAUCUACUGCAUGUGUAGAUUUUGCUGUGUGUGUGUGUGUGUGUGUGUGUGUGUGCGCGCGUGCAAUACCUUUUCCACUGACAUGGAACCGCCGCUUUUCAGGUUCUCUGAUUUGUUACAUCAUACUGUGGGCGGAGCUUAUAUACUGAGCGUUAAUGUUUUUUACAAAUAUAUAUCGCCCGUCCCGAAGCCUUGAUUAUUUUUAGCGUUUGGAAUAAACACUAACAGGCGUCGCCGAGACAACGAAGGCGGGGCUUAUGUCACAUAAGACAUUGCUACAUGGCAUUACUGUAGUUUUGUUCAUUUUUAGCUAGCUGGCUAACAAAGCAGAAAAAUAGUUUAGCAUAGCAUUGCAUUUAGAUCACUGGCUAGUCUCAGUAAAGGAGGCGUGGCCUCUGUGAUGGAUGUCAGUCAUAAUGAAAGGUGUGGCCUGUGAUUGUAUUCUCUCUAGAAAUGGAGGUUUGGCAGUGCCUUUUUGCCUGUCAGUCACAGUGAAUUGGGUGUGGCUUCGGUACCUGUCAUUGCCAGUGAAGGUGCCUCUUAGUAACGGAGGUGUGGCCGAGGAGAUGGAGGCGUGGCCUCUGUACCUGUCAGUGGUGAGACCUCUGUAGACGAAGAAGGUGUGGCAUGUGUGUCUGCAUGGUACAGGAAAAGGGGUGUGGCCUCUGCGAAUGGCAUUCCAAAUGAAGGUGUGGCCUUGGUAAAGAAGGCGUGGCUUUUGUAAUUGUCAGUCCUAGUGAAGGAGGCGUGGCCUUUUCUACCUGUCAGUCUCCGAGAAAGAGACGUGGCCUUUGUACCUGUCAGACUCGGUAAAGGAGGCGUGGCCUUUGUACCUGUCAGGAGGCGUGGCCUCUCACUCAGAAAGGGAGUUACUGUUAGCUGUGGUGAGAAUGAGAAACGGUUCCAGGUGAAGCUUCGGCACCGUGUCAGUGGAAGAGAGUUAUGAGUUUAUUAACCACGUACUAAUCUCUGUAACACAUUAGAACAUGCACUAGUUAUCCAGCUGAAGUGUGUGUGUGUGUGUGUGUGUGUGUGUGUGUGUCUGCUGUCUCUGAUGUUAAUCUUCAACACCGCAUGCACGUGUUUACGCCGCUUCUGUCCCUCGUCUCUGAAACGGAACUGAUGAAGAGCUGAUGGAGCUGCACAGAUAAACAACUCGUCACCUGCAGAUCCGGACGAUGGCGUCCGCGUAGCUAACGCUUUUAUUUAUUCAUGUUACUCAGAAACGCAGAGAUGCUUCACUAUCAUCGUAGUCCUGUUAAGCAGAAGCGAAACGUUCUUCUGUAAAACUCACCAUUACAAACGUGUCCUUGUUUCACAUUCCUGAUGCCUGAUGGAUUUUUAUCCCACGUCCCGAAAUCAGCACGCUCCCUACCUAGGCAGCCUUCAGAGUGAUGAUGAUGAUGUAAUCGUGGUAUUGAUUAACGGCACAUGCUAAUAAGCAAUUGAAUCACAGCACCACUCUCCAGACUGAUUUAUUAAAUAAAUGUACGACGCAAAACUGGA